CAAGUUUUCUGAUGUAUUUGCUUGCACCUUUUUCCCCUGCUGUUUGGUGAACCCAGCCCCCCUCUCCCCCCCCCACCGGUCUCCCAAGGAUGGAUCAUUCCCAGUGCCUUGUGACUAUAUACGCCUUGGUGGUUCUGCUGGGUCUCCGGCUAGAGCAAGGCGCCUGCCAGCACUAUCUGCACAUCCGACCGGCUCCCAGCGACAACCUGCCCUUGGUGGAUCUAAUCGAGCACCCGGACCCUAUCUUUGACCCCAAGGAGAAGGAUCUUAACGAGACCUUGCUAAGGAACCUCAUGGGCGGACACUUCGACCCUAACUUUAUGGCUAUUUCCUUGCCCGAGGACCGGCUCGGAGUGGACGAUCUAGCUGAGCUGGACUUGCUGCUCAGGCAGAGACCCUCGGGAGCGAUGCCCAGCGAAAUCAAAGGGCUGGAGUUUUACGACGGGCUGCAGCCGGGCAAGAAGCACAGGCUGAGCAAGAAGCUGCGCAGGAAGCUGCAGAUGUGGCUCUGGUCCCAGACCUUCUGCCCGGUCCUAUACACGUGGAACGAUCUCGGCAGCCGCUUUUGGCCCCGGUAUGUCAAAGUGGGCAGCUGCUACAGUAAAAGGUCUUGUUCAGUCCCAGAAGGCAUGGUUUGCAAACCUGCCAAGUCCGUGCAUUUAACGAUCCUGAGGUGGAGGUGCCAGCGUCGGGGAGGGCAGAGGUGCACAUGGAUACCCAUCCAGUACCCCAUCAUUUCGGAGUGCAAGUGCUCCUGCUAGGGCUUGCACUUACCUUUUCUCGCCCCUUCUCCAGCGGACUCACGUGGACCUUUGCUGCAACAAAAAUAAAAGACAUUUGCUUUCUGGUUAACGUUGUAAUGCACUGUAACGUGUAGGAGAAUGUAUAUUGUGUGUAUAUAUGGCACCGUUUUAAUAUACUAUUAAAAGGUCAGUAUUAUACGUGAAAUAAUCAGCGUCUACUGUAUUUUUAAGACUAUUACUCUGA
Messenger RNA from Pygoscelis adeliae (Adelie penguin), 987 nucleotides. RefSeq names its product noggin (gene NOG). Bases 90 to 761 code for a protein of 223 amino acids. The transcript has a single exon. The record is from RefSeq and is a predicted model, not a curated record. NCBI's taxonomy places the organism in Eukaryota, Metazoa, Chordata, Aves, Sphenisciformes, Spheniscidae. Gene Ontology annotation, biological process: dorsal/ventral pattern formation; negative regulation of BMP signaling pathway; osteoblast differentiation.